GGCGGCCGCGGCGCCUUCGCGGACGGCGGCCGCGCCGCAGAUCGCCCGCUGAGGCGGCUGCUGGAUGCGGUCUGCGCGGCGGGGGCGGCGGCGGCGGCGGCGGCCCUGCUGGCGGCGGCCCUCAGGCCUCUCGCAGCGUCUGCCGGCUUGCUGCUGUGGUGGGCCGCCGGCCUGCUCUACCUCUCCCUCAGCAGCGCCGGGGGCGGCUUCGCGGGGCGCGCCGGCGGCGGCGCGGCGGCACCGGAGGCCGCCCCCCUCGCGCUGCCCGCCGCUGCUCACCACCAAGGCGCAGCUGCCCGAGAAAGGGCCUCGCCGUCGGCGCGCCCUGCCCUCGGCGGCGGCAGCGGCUCUGCCGGCGGACAGUGGCGGAAGCUCG
Messenger RNA from Prorocentrum cordatum, 376 nucleotides. The record is from the annotation of a GenBank genome assembly. NCBI's taxonomy places the organism in Eukaryota, Dinophyceae, Prorocentrales, Prorocentraceae.